UCUCCCCCACUGCCGCACCCGCUUUAUCCUCACAAGCUCCCCGCGCCCUCUGCGCACAAUCCGUAGCCACCCCCAUUCGUUUGCUGUCGAUGCAGCUCCCGACUUGUACUGGUAUCCGUAUCCGCUCUCUCUCGGACGCACAUGUCAUUUUUCACGCUGUAACCCUGGGGCUCCUCCCGAUCGUCUCCAGACGCCUGGACAUCGACGAACGACGUUACAUUCAUUCUGGCUGCGUAUGUGUAUGGGAAGAACGCAGCGCGUGUGGAGAGGGUACUUCGUCUGUAGGCAUAGAGCGAUGGACGGACGGCAGACGGUGGGGCCCUUCCAGAGUUCGCGAUGAGUUCCUGUAUUACCAGGAGAAGCUUCCAGAGUUUGAGGCAGACGAGGAACUGUCUUCCCUUAUAUUCGGGAGCAGACUCAUUAAGCAGACUUACUCAGUCUACGUGGAUACGCCGUCUGGCCGGAGAAAGUGGCAUCUUGUCGCGUAUUUUACGGGCGAGACGCUUGAGCGCUUGCUCACCGUCGAUGAAAUCCCCGAGCUCUCUGCAAUCAGGGACUUAGUCCCUCCGAGGAAGUACACGACGGCGCGUAUGGCGCGCCAGCGUGCGCGCCCAGAGUCGUCAGGUCCGCCUCUCUUCGGACAGGAGCUCAAGCCUCUCCCCCUUUCCUCAUCCUCGUCCUCCCUGUCGUCCCUCGCCUCCACCACCUCGUCGCGCAAUCGCAUACCGCUGUAUACGAUCGACCGGGGCGACAUGCUCUCACCUCCAAGCUCGACACCAUCUCCACAGCAGACGGAUCUGCACCUGCCAGCGCUCAAGCCCCCGCCGUGGAGCCCCCCACGAUGGUUCGAGGACGAGCUCGCGACACGCCAGCCGGACCUGAAGUGCGCCCAGAGCCAGAGGCUGAGGAGGAACCACACAAUCGACCUUGCCCCGUUGAUAUACCUCCGGAAGCACCCCUACCCGCCCCGGGACGUCGCCGACGACGACAUUCUGCAGAAGUUCGACUGCGAGAUUGUCUAGAUUAGACGGACGGGCGGGGCCUGUAUACUUACGGCCUGACGCACGCCACGGGCGGUCGGCGCUUGCGAGCGAGAGGGAAGAUGGAAGGCAGGCGCGGAGCACCAGGAACGACUGUGCGCUGAUGUGUCCUCUGUGGGGCAACGUCCGCUGCAUGCACCGGUCAGCGUUUGUCUUGUGUCAUCAAUCUUGCUUGAUUGUCCACUGCUUGAACAGUUCCCAACCGUCGUCUCGCGCCUCUCUCGCCUUCCUGCAUCGCUCUCGUUCGCAUCCAAUAUCCACAUCUCUUUGACGCAGCAUCGCAAUCAGAGUCUACGCAAUCUAGGUCCUUAGUCAUAGCUAGGGUCAGGUCACAACAUCCGGAUUUCAAGGUCUGCAAGUUGUCAAGCUCAGGCUCAAAGCUUGGGUUUUCCGACCUGAGCUCUGGGCCAUCGAUGCAGCACAGCGCUACAUAGCGGCAGGCGUUGCGCUCGCCUACCUCAGAUCGCACAGCGAAACCCCAUUACCCCAUCCCAGUUUUGGCCACCUAUCGCAUAUAACUCGCAUCCUCGUCUUGCCCCUCGGAACCAACUCCGGACACAGAGGGUGGGGCUGUGAUUGCGUUUCGUCCCGUCAGGGCUGCUGAUCCACACGUUGCGUCUCUUUGCAUUCUGUCAGAUCCCAUCCAUUCUCCAUUCCCGUCUUAUCCCGACGAUGCCCUCACUCAUGUCGGCGUCAGUGCGUCCCCAUGGCCCCCCUCCUUUCAUCUCGUACCCAUCUAUUCUCGAUU
Messenger RNA from Dichomitus squalens LYAD-421 SS1, 1788 nucleotides. RefSeq lists its product as uncharacterized. The coding region runs from base 90 to 1022 and encodes 310 amino acids. The transcript is spliced from 5 exons. The record is from RefSeq and is a predicted model, not a curated record. Gene Ontology annotation, molecular function: DNA binding. NCBI's taxonomy places the organism in Eukaryota, Fungi, Basidiomycota, Agaricomycetes, Polyporales, Polyporaceae.